Molecule: messenger RNA, 4392 nt
Organism: Carcharodon carcharias (great white shark)
Lineage: Eukaryota; Metazoa; Chordata; Chondrichthyes; Lamniformes; Lamnidae
Product: B-cell receptor CD22-like
Exons: 19
Coding region: 199-4050 (1283 amino acids)
Source: RefSeq, a predicted model, not a curated record
GGCAGUUCACUCACAGCUAAAGUCUAACUGCCGACCAAGGUUUGGACCUACCAAGUGGACCCGCAAACCCCUGCGGCUUUAUAUAACCCCCAACCCCCGCCUCCCCUCCCUGAGUCGAGGGUGCAGGGGGAUGUUUCUGACUCUCUCUCUGCUGGCCGGUGAAGACAGCCUCGUUGCUCUGCUCCCAGGACUUUGGAAAUGAAACCAUUAUUAAUCAUCGGACUGCUCCUGUCGGCUUGCUGUGAUAUUCUUUGUGAUAAGUGGUCAGUGGACGCCCCCCGGGAUGUCAAGGGAGUUGAAGGUUCCUGUCUGGUGAUCCCAUGCACAUUCCAGUAUGCAAUCCAACGCCACAGUGACACCCUGGUGAGGAUCGCCUGGUUACACGAAGACAAGAUCCAUGGAAACCAAGUGAUCAACUCCAGUGGGCCCUCAGACCCGCAGUUCCAGGGUCGUACAAAGUUCCUCGGCGAUUGGAAGAAUAAUAGAGAUUGUACCUUGCAAAUAGACAACUUGCAGCAGAUGGACCAAGGGCUGUAUCAUUUCCGAAUGGAAGUCAGUUAUGGACAUAAGUAUUCCGACCCAGUUGGAGUCACCAUUGAAAUAGCCAAUGCGUCUAGUAUGAUAUCCAUAUCACCAAUGACUGAGAUCAAGGAGGGAAAGGAGGUGACCAUUGUUUGCUCGGUGAAGUUUUUGUGUCCUGGGUUCCUCCAAUGGUCCAAUUUCGAAGGCUUAAACAAAUCCACAACCUCAAAUAUCAGUGAGACUAAACUAAAUGGAUGGACUUCCGGAUGCGGGCUGAGUUUCAUCCCUUCGUACAAGGAUAAUGAGCGGACACUGAGUUGUGGAAUUCGAACAGCAAAAGGAGAAGUUCAGCAAAAGAUUUUCACCUUAAACGUGCAAUAUGCCCCAAAGCUGGUUUACAUUGAGUCUUCUCACUAUUCACCAACGUCUGACCCACGCAGUGUGAGUUUAACGUGUAUGGUCACAAGCAGUAACCCUCCGGUAUCAAAUUACGCAUGGAAGCGUGUGACUGCCCGCGGUGUCCUCACGUUAAGACCGAGCAAAACAUUGAGCAAUCUUCAAGACCGUGAUACCUAUCGCUGUGAAGCAUCUAAUUCAGUUGGACGAACCACCUCUGAUGACGUCAGCAUCGUAACAUUACGUAACAACAACUGGGGGGUGUGGAGUCCGCUCGUGCUGAAGGUUUGGGAAGGCUCAUGCGUGAUCAUCCCAUGUCAGUUCAGCUACCCGGAAACAGAGCAGCGCGCCACUCAGAAGAUUGGAAUGUGGCUAAAAGGGAACAAUUACGAUGGAAUUAAAGUCUUUCACAACAAGGAGAGCAACAAUGUCACCUACAGGCAGCGGGUGGAGUUCCUUGGAAGCAUGAACAACAAAAACUGCACUUUGAAGAUAAAUAACUUGACGGCCAACGACAAUGGGAAAUAUUACUUCCGGAUUGAAAUGAGCAGUGAUAAGUGGUCACAGAAAUCAGGCAGCAGGCUUCUGGUAUCUGAGACCCCUGAGAAACCCGUGAUCUCACCCAUGGAGGGUUUGGUUGAGGAAAAAGUUGCCGAACUGACGUGUUCUUUUGAGACCUUCUGUCCUGAAGAUGCCCCUGUCCUGAACUGGACCAUCCCAUUCAACAAUUACCCAACUGUAACCAAGCAUUCCUACAGGGAUAACGUGUGGACUCAUUCCAGCCGUGUGACUUUUACCCCGAGGUUUGAGGAUCUGGAUCAGCCUCUGAGAUGCACGGCUCUAUUUAGACACAUGGGGAUUUCGGCAUGGAGUGAAAUCCAGCUCCAGCUUCAGUAUAAACCUCGGUACAUCGAAACCUCACUGACCGUAAACGGUGCAGCCGACACUCACACAAUGAAAGAAGGAGACUCUGUCACUGUAAAGUGCAAAGCUCUCACCAGUAACCCCACAGUCCACGAUUACACCUGGUUCAAGAAGGGAACUGAUGUUUCGAUUUGGUCUGGUCAGACCCUGGAAUUCCGUCGAAUCUCCUACACAGACUAUGGGGCAUAUUACUGCAAGGCUUCCAAUCGCAUUGGGAGUGCCGUUUCCGAGGACAUCCAGCUUCAGGGCCAGUACGCUCCCAGAGAUUUCAGCAUUUUCGACAAUGCCAAUGGUGAAAAGGUCACUGGUUCAAUUGGCGUCAGAGAGAAGAGCAAGGUGAAUAUUACCUGCGUCAGCGCCAAGAGUGACCCAGCAGUCCAGACUUACAGAUGGUUCAAGGUGGGAGACACACGUUACAGGAGCGAUAAUCAGAUACUGCUCCUUGACAGCAUCACCAAACAAGACGCGGGCGAAUACAACUGCGAGGCAGCGAAUGAAGUUGGAAAACAGAGGUCAAACAGCGUCACCAUCAAUGUCGAUCACGCUCCCACCAACGUGAGAGUCGAUUCUUUGGAUACCGUUAAAGAUGGAGGAUAUGUGGAUUUCUACUGUCAAUCCGAUGCCUAUCCUCCAUCAUUUUCAUUCCAAUGGAAAAAGGAAUGUGAUGGGUUUUCAUCAAAUGCAUGUGGAGAUACCUCUCAUUGUCGACUGAGAGUCUCAGUGAAAGAUGUUUCCUGCAACUAUUACUGUACAGCAAGGAAUAGGAUUGGUGAAAUGAAAUCUCAACCCAGACAACUGAAUGUACAAUACAAGCCAAGAAAUGUGAAGAUUGUUUCUAAAGAUACAGCUCAGGACGGAGAGAACGUUCCUCUCAGAUGUGAAAGCGAUGCCAACCCUGUUGCCUCUAUCAUCCACUGGAGCAAGCGAUGCAGCGGGAACGACAAACAGCUCCCAGAAAAAUCCCCCACCAUUUGGAUUCAAAUUAUCAGUGUCGAUGAGUUUUGCGAAUAUUUCUGUAGAGCAGAGAAUGACCUUGGGGUGCAGGAGUCUCAGUCCAAAAGCAUUGCUGUACAAUAUGGUCCACAGAAUGUAAGCGUUGUGUGCAGUGAGUGGACGGGGCAGGUGAAGGAAGGGGCCCAGGUUACUUUGACGUGUCACUCCAGGAGCAACCCGAAACCUCAGUACAUCUGGUACAAGGACAGCAGGGACAGCAGCAUCGAAGAAAGUAUGAGCAACAUCCUGGUGAUUGAGCAUGUCAGUCUGACAGACUCUGGAAAAUAUUCAUGUAAGGUGGAGAACUCAAUGGGCAGUAUCACCUCCGCACCCAUUCAGAUCGAGGUGUUAUAUGCCCCGAGAAACAUCAAGGUAUUGGCUUCGCCGGAAAGAGAUGUGAUUUGGGAAGGUGACAACAUCACCUUGGUGUGCAACAGUGAAAGCAACCCCCCUGUCAGCUCGUACAAGUGGUCUUGGAAUUAUGGAGGUGAAACAGUCACUCUGCCGUCGUCCGAGAGAAACCUGACCUUGUCGCAAGUCACUGCCGAAAACGAGGGCCUGUACUUCUGUGAGGCCACAAACCCAGUCGGCUUCCAGCCAUCCAAGGGACACAGGAUCGAGGUUCACAAAAGUCACAUCAAAGUGGUAAUCAUUAUUCUCAGCGUGCUGUUGUUCAUCUUACUUAUUGUGGCUUCUGCAAUCGUAAUUUGCAGACGGAGGAAAAGCUACGGAGAUUCUCUCAGUCAGCAGCACAUCGAUGUCACUAACACCGUCUACAGUGCGGUCACAAAACGCAGCAAGUCAAGGGAGCCGAUGGUCUAUGAAAACGUGGUGAUGACAGGGAGCUUGGAGAAUCCAUUGGCUACGCCCUACAGAGAUAACGUAGAGUACGCCUCUGUCAACUUCACAUACCAACAACCGGGGGACCAGCAGCAACACAGGCAAGCAGCUCGGAAGAAAAGGAACAAAGAACAGAAAGUGAAGUGUGACGAUGAUCCAAGCGUGAUUUACAGCCUGGUGCAGAAAGACCCACUGUCGCCGAAGCAGCAAUCGAACGACGAUUAUGAAAACGUGGGCAACCUGUACAAAGAUGCGGCUGACUCGAGCGAGGACGAGGUUAACUACACCUCCAUCUCUCACAUUAGCAGGCCUGGUAAACACAUUCGCCGACAGGACUCGGAGGAGAGCAUCGAGUAUUCUGACAUCAGGUUUUAAUGCAUUGAGUUCUAUCAGUUGAGGGGUAAUGAACGGCCUUUCCCCGGGAUGAAGAGUUGCAGCAAAACAUACCCUCCACCUUCAGGAAGCAAUAGCAACAAGAAAACAAAGUGGAAUAUUUAAGACUUCAUUUGGAAGGCCUCUGAUUUCCUAGAACGAUUGCCAAAUGACUGACUUGCACUGAAGAUAUGGUUGUCAUUUCUGUCCAAUUAAGGCUUCACUGGGAGCACUGUGCACAGUUCCAGUCUCCAUAUCCCUCGGUUAGACCACACUGGGAGCACUGUGCACAGUUCCAGUCUCCAUAUCCCUUGGUUAGACCACACUGGGAGCACUGUGCACAGU